ACGCAUCACGUUGUUUACUGCACAGCGUUCAAAUCAUACCAUACUGUGGCCGAACAGAUGAAAUGUGACUUCUACACCAUAACGCUGUCAAUCAUUACGGGUGUGGUGGCUUCACCAAUUUCCGAUUUAAUUGAACGAACGGUUGUCGAUGAAGACUCUAUACUAUCGAUUCCAUCACCAGCAAGUGCACUUGGGAUGCUGGAUAUAAGCGAGCAGAAAGCGACACCGUCUAGCAGUAUUGGUGACAAAGGUGGGAUUUUUGGGGGACGUGCGAUUCGUGCGAUUCCGGGUGCGCGCGGCAAAUUGCGCGGCGAAAUUCGCGAUGAUUCAAACAACUCUUGCGCCUAUUUUUGGAGCACAAACUUGAAGCAGAGUAGAUCAGUAGGAUCAGCUGACCAUACCCAACUAUUCUAUUUAUUUAUUUAA
Messenger RNA from Haemonchus placei, 426 nucleotides. Lineage: Eukaryota; Metazoa; Nematoda; Chromadorea; Rhabditida; Trichostrongylidae. The record is from the annotation of a GenBank genome assembly.